Odontomachus brunneus is the source of this 5250-nucleotide messenger RNA. RefSeq names its product homeobox protein six1b-like (gene Six4). Gene Ontology annotation, biological process: regulation of transcription by RNA polymerase II. The transcript is spliced from 4 exons. The coding region runs from base 1589 to 2884 and encodes 431 amino acids. Lineage: Eukaryota; Metazoa; Arthropoda; Insecta; Hymenoptera; Formicidae. The record is from RefSeq and is a predicted model, not a curated record. Gene Ontology annotation, molecular function: DNA-binding transcription factor activity, RNA polymerase II-specific; RNA polymerase II cis-regulatory region sequence-specific DNA binding. Gene Ontology annotation, cellular component: nucleus; transcription regulator complex.
ACAGCCAGUGGAGGCGGUAGCACGACCACAAUCCAACAGCGGAAGCGCGAGAUCGGGCGGCCGCACUACGUGCGCGAGGCAACCCAGUUCGCCUUACUAACUUGGUGACUUGGUCACUCAGUGACGCUCUCGUGCGGCCGAGGGUGCUCUCUUGGCAAGUGUCGGUUACGUAAUCUGUUGCCUGUCGCGAUCGCCCGUCGACGCCGGCAACCGACGGAUAGUCAUUUUCGGAAAAGCGUAGUGACGUUUGAAACGUCUGUAACCGCCAGGUCCAACAGUGAUAGCGAUUUCUCAAUAUCGAGAAUCCUCAGGUCACUUUUCUGUGAGACCGAUAUUUGUGAGACCGAUCCGCGGUCAAUGUGAAUUCUGAGAAUUAAGUAAAGAAAAUAUUUGGAUUCCGAGGGAACUCUCUGAAAAAACAAGUGAUAUAAUGGAUAUCCAUCGAAAGAAUCGUCACGUUUUCGCGAUGAAUAAUCGCGCAUACGACGAGUGUCGCAUUAUGAUUACAUAAUUCAUUAUGAGCCGUCGUCGCGUUCAGAUUCAAUUCCAGGCGCCUGCCGAACUCAGGUUUGCAGCUAUUUGCUUGCGGUGCGGUAAUCAGACGCGGCUCCGAAGGACAAAUGAAUACGUGUGAUCGGAAUCGUGGGACUUUGCGCUCUUCUUUUCUUCUCUCUUCUUCGACCGAGGAUGCAAAUCGGCGAAUCGCGAAUGCCGAAGUGCUGAAUUCGAAGAGUGCUCGCGCUGACGAUCGGACAAUCAAUUCCACAAUUCGAAUUAUGUGCGGGGAAGACACAAUCACUGACGUAAAUAGUCACCGCCGUGUUCGUAGGAAGAUCGUAGAUCCUCGUCGAGAUUGAAGAGCUAGCUGUCGACAAUUGAACGAGAUCUCUCAUACGAAGUCGAUAAUAUUUUCAGAUAUAGCCGCGACAUAUAAAUCCCAUCAGCGUUCUCAAGUCCGACUUACUGCCGAAUGCGCGGCUCGCGACUUCCGCUGGAAGAACGGUGCGACUCCGCGUCGAGGAAAACUCAAUGGAUGAGAAUCGAGUCUCACGUCGGUAUGAAUGAACCGCGCGUCACUAAACAACCGUCGCAUCGGCUUGAACGUAUAAACAACGGAUGAUUAUUUUUGUCAUUAGUCAGUCAUCCGGCGGACGAUCUUCAAGACAAAAACGACUGCAACAUCUGUCUGCCGACAGAAGCACAAGUCAUACAAGUCACAAAAAAGUCAGCUCCGAAAAAUAUCUUAUGUUGAACAUGUUUUGGUCGAAAAUCGAUUUUUUGCGAUAAUAUUUAGGAAAUAUGGACAGUCUAUGUGAACCAAGAACCGGAACUAGAAAAAGUCUCCGUGAAAUAGUUUAAUUGUGAAACAAAAUAACUUAUGAUCCUUCCUAUUUGAAUACAAAGUACUUGCUGAGUCAGUCGCAACAUAGUCGUUGAAGUUCAGCUAGCUGCGAAGUCAGUCGAAAAAAGUUCAGAAGAAAGCUUACUUACUUUUCAGCGAGCAACGAAUGAACUUGAUGAACCCAAUCAGUCGUCCGACACGUCGCUAACAAGUUCAUGAAAGUCUCGUCGCGGGUACCAGCUAAGAAUGUCUGACAGUUCGGAUCAACUGUCAUCGCCGAAUAGCGACUGCAACAGUCAAAUCGGCGCUGUUCAUCGCAACGCAACCGCUCAGUACGGCAACACGACGUCGAUGUCCAGUCUCGGCUUGUCUCAUCAUCCACAGAACCUGACCCCUACGUCGAACGGUAGCCCUCAGUAUGCACAAGAGCUGUCUACUUGCAGCACAGCCGCCAGUGUAAACGCCAAUAUUGUUAACAUCAGCACUCUCUCUUUUGGUGGUACCACUAGCAACUUCACGCCUGAGCAGAUAUCUUGUAUGUGCGAGGCGUUGUCACAGAGCCAGGACAUCGAAAAACUGUCCAGAUUUCUUUGGUCCCUACCGCCCGGCGAACUGCUUCGCGGGGGCGAGAGCGUACUGAUGGCGCGUGCCGCCGUAGCCUUUCAUCGUGGAGCCUAUCACGAGCUCUACUCGAUCCUGGAGAGCCACCCUUUCUCGCCGCGUCGCCACCCCGAGUUGCAGCAAAUGUGGUUCAAAUCACACUACCGCGAAGCCGAGAAGAUCCGUGGCCGACCAUUAGGCGCUGUGGACAAGUAUCGGCUUCGCAAAAAGUACCCGUUGCCGAAGACGAUCUGGGACGGCGAGGAGACCGUUUAUUGCUUCAAGGAGCGCUCGAGGAACGCUCUGAAGGAGUGCUACAUGAAAAACCGAUACCCCACGCCGGAUGAGAAGAAGAAUCUCGCAAAAAAGACCGGCCUGACGUUGACUCAGGUGUCCAAUUGGUUCAAGAAUCGCCGGCAAAGGGAUCGCACGCCGCAGACGAGAACGGACAUGAUACCAUUGAAUUGUCAGACCACGAGCAACAGUGCGAUCAGCAGCUCAGUGAGCAACGGCGGCAGCAUUCAAUCUCUUCAGAGCAUCGACUCGGAUAGUCCAAACCUCGCGAUGUCACCCUUAUCGAACAUAGGCAUGUCGCCGGUUGGCAUGAAUCCGUGCAGCCCGAUGGGUAUGAGCCCAAUGGGGCCUCAUCACGGCUACGCCACUCCCGUCACCCCGUCGUCUGUUCACACCGCUCACUCUCACAACGGCGGAUUGAGUCCUAUGAACGACGUCAAGGCCCUUUGUUACGGGCGCAGCGUGUACGAUACAGACGUGGAACAGAGCUCGGUGUACUAUGCUAGUCACUCCAGCAUGCACCACCAAUAUUACCAGCAGACGCAUCACCAGAUGAUGUCCAGCUCUCAUCACCAUCAUCAUCAUCAUCAGCAGAGUAUGCCGACCGGCUAUGAGAUCAUGUUGCCGCCGCCUCAACACUCCAUGUGAUCGACAGACUACGAAGCUAUACGAAGCGAUCACGGCCAUCAUGGGCAAAACGACGACGUGUUGACGCGCGUACACGCCUUCGCUUGAGUUUAUCGCUCCUUCGAUCGCGAUUUGAGUCGCGUGCGACGAAGGAAAAAGAGUAACCGCAUAAAGCCCGUAUCAAACUACCGAGUCAGCGCCUCAUUGUGAUUGGUCCAUUGAGAGUCGGCAGUCGUAGUCGGCAGUCGGGUCGGCCGGUGCAAUGGGUAGUCUGAUACGGGCUUAAAGGAAUACCGGUGAAGACGGAGCUGAAAAGGCUGACAGAUUCGGUCGACUUCUUAGGUUGAGUUUCCGACGUGUUUGGGACGAAGAGAACUUUCGAUGGGUCGCAAAAGACUUUAUGUUUACAAAUUGGCGUUAAAUUUUAUGCAAUGAUUAUACCGAGAAAAAGGGGAACGAAGAAAGAGAAAGAGAUCACGAGCGUGCCCACACAGCAGAAAUGUCCCGAAUACAUCACAAGGAUAUUAUAAAGAUAUCUCAAUAUCUGUAGGAUAUUCUUAUGAUAUAUUCGGGAUAUUUUUGCUAUGUGAGUAAUUAUAAAAAUUACAUUAUAACAUAAGAAAACAUUGACACGCAAGUAUUGUGAUUAUAUGCGAAAACGAAUUACAAUUGUAAAUCUUAGAAAUCAGUAUUAUGAGUAAAAUGCAGAGAAAAAGAAGAGAGAAUGAGAAAAAGAGAUAUCAACGUGUGAAAUAACGUCGAAUGUUUAUAUAAUUACGAAAUUGUAAUUGCAAAGUUACUGCUACGGGAAGCGGAGAUGUAAAUUGAUGUGCGGACUAGCCCUCCUCUGUUGCAGUCUCUUGAUUUUAAUAUUACAAUCCUUCCGACGAAUCUUUCUGCGAAUGGAAAUCGCAUCGUGCAAUUAUAUUAUACGAAUUCUUGCUUGCGACCGAACGUUAACCGUGAAAAGGGUGCGUCUUAACCCUAUGAAGUGAUGGGAACACUACGCGAAAGGCUUAGGAGGGACGAAAGAACUGGUUUUAUUUCGUGUACCCUUCUUCAAAGAUAUUCCAUAUGCAACAAAAAGGUCUCGACAACUGUCCUUCCGGACGAUUCUGCAGGAUAUUUUUCAGAACAUAUGACGGAUGUCACCUCUUUGUUCAUUGCAGCUAGAUUUUAUAAAAUGCCGAUUAUGUAGGAGAAGAAUGUAUGUAAGAAGAAAGAUAGAUAUUUAUUUCGUCAAAGAAGUCAGAGAAGCAGAGUUGGGAAGUAGCUUGUAACGCCGUUACCAUUGCCGUUACUUCUUUUUUCGAUAACGAUCGUUACUUUUUUCUGUAACGAUAACAACAACGAAUUUAAUUGUUAUUUUUAUCGUUACUUUAGUUAUUUCUAUUCAAUGCGUUAAUCGCACGUUGUAGCGUAGUUAGAUAUUUUUGAUUAGAUAGAAAUAUCUCGAUAUUCAUUGAAAGACAAUAUGUGAUUUUAUCUUAUUCCUCAUGUAAAAACGAUUGUUAGUACAAUGGCAAGUUAGUACAAAUUUUAGCUGUUAAAAAUUUUUGAUAAAUUUAAUAAUAAGUAUGCUUAGUGUAGUUCAUUUUUGUAAGAAACCAUGGAACGAGUGUGUGUAUAUAUUACAUUAAGCCUAUUAUUAAAUUUAUUAAAAAUCUUCAAGAACUAAAUUGUAAAAUCUGGCUCUGUACCGACAAUAAUUUUUAUGUGAAGAAUAAUAAAAGAUUAGAAAAUAGACUCAAGCGCAUAAAGAGAUAUUAGUUCUCUGACUCAAGAUUAUUGUAUAUUGUAUAUUAUUGCAGUUUUGAAUAGUUUGUUCUUUUUAAAUGAACUGGUUACACCAAAAAUAAUAAUUUAAGCAUAAAAACAAUAAUUUAAUUUUAAAAUCAAUUACGUAUUUUAUUUUAGUACUAUAAAAAAAUAACAAAAAAGUAACGAACCGUUACUUUCUUAGUAACUGUAACGGUAACGCGUUACUUUUUUUAAAUAACGUUCCCAACUCUGUCACCAAGUGUGUACAAUAUAUUUUCGGCGUCGUGUAUGAUAUCUGUGUUGCAGAUAGUAUUGUAAAUCAUUGCGAGAUCCAUGAAACUGCAACAGUGAAAAUAUCGCCGUGCGAUCAGAACAGUGAACUACAGUUCGAAUGUGAAUUUGUUUACAGUGCGAUUUGCAGUCUGUCGUGUCGGAGAAGAGAGGAAAAAGCAAUUAUGUGAAAGAACAAUCACACGGCAUAUAUGCUUUUCUUCUUAUUUGAUCUGUAUAUAGUUGAGAGAUAUAUGAUAUUAUACACAUGCGCGUAUUAUGUAUGUAAUGUAUAUAUAAUAUCAGAAAGUAACGAUGUAUUAAAAUGGUUUUUAAUAAAUAGGUAUUAAGUAGUA